This is a messenger RNA of Clupea harengus (Atlantic herring), 930 nucleotides long. RefSeq names its product H-2 class II histocompatibility antigen, A-U alpha chain-like. Gene Ontology annotation, cellular component: MHC class II protein complex; membrane. Gene Ontology annotation, biological process: antigen processing and presentation; immune response. Lineage: Eukaryota; Metazoa; Chordata; Actinopteri; Clupeiformes; Clupeidae. The record is from RefSeq and is a predicted model, not a curated record.
GAUUGGUUGUUGGGUGAGUGUGUCUCAGUUGAGUUUCUCUGUAGUCUGAGAGAGUUUGUCUUCCCUGUGCUCUCACUCUCUGUUCAACACUGAGACCCCUUCGGUUCCUGCAUUCAAAGAUGACUUUAACAUGGAUUUUACUGGUCCUUACUGGGAUUAUCUGCACAGAGACUAAGAUGGUACAUGUGGAUAUUGGUCUGGUCGGGUGCUCAGACUCAGAUGGAGAGUACAUGUAUGGACUGGAUGGGGAAGAGGUGGGCCACGCAGACUUCACCAAGGGCAAAUUCGUUAUGACACUGCCUGAGUUUGCUGAUCAGUUAAAAUAUGAGGAAGGCACAUAUGAGGGGGCAGUUGCAAACCAGCAAAUCUGCAAACAGAACUUGCAAGUAGCCAUAGAAUCUUACAAAAGUCCAGCAGUAGCAGAAGCCCCCCCCAUGAGCUCCAUCUACCCCAGACAUGAGGUGAAGGUGGGCACUGGCAACACUCUCAUCUGCUACAUCACUGGGUUCUACCCACCCCGGCUCACCGUGAGGUGGACCAAGAACAACAAGAACGUGACCGAGAGAGUGAGCACUAGUCAGCUCCGUCCGAAUCUUAUUGACGGCUCCUACGACCAGUUCUCCACCCUGAAGUUCACCCCUCAGGAGGGGGACAUGUACACCUGCACUGUGGAGCACUCAGCACUGGAGGGGCCCAUGACAAGAGAGUUUGAUGUUGAGGUGUCAGAGCCCAGUCUUGGUCCCUCAGUGUUCUGUGGAGUGGGUCUGACUCUGGGACUGCUGGGAGUGGCUACCGGAACAUUCUUCCUCGUCAAGGGAAACCAGUGCAACUGAAACUGCAUUCUAAUGUGGCUUUCUUUUCAUUCCCAUCAGAUCACAGGCAUGCAGAUUGCAUAAAGUUUCUGACAAUCUCUGUUUCACAUGUUAUUAU